This is a messenger RNA of Populus nigra (black poplar), 663 nucleotides long. RefSeq lists its product as uncharacterized. Bases 1 to 663 code for a protein of 220 amino acids. Lineage: Eukaryota; Viridiplantae; Streptophyta; Magnoliopsida; Malpighiales; Salicaceae. The record is from RefSeq and is a predicted model, not a curated record. The transcript is spliced from 2 exons.
AUGACUUUCAGAGAGAUAGACAUAGCCGGUCAAACACUUAAAAUCCACGAACUCGGAGACGUGUAUGACUCUUUAACGGGUCGUGCAUUCACCGGGUCAUGGAUUUGGGACUCAGCCUUGCUACUCUCUCGGUGGCUCGCGACUUCUCAGUUUGAUUUGCGAGACAAGUCCGUCAUCGAGCUCGGCGCGGGAGCCGGACUGCCAGGCUUGACAGCGGCACUACUUGGCGCCAGUCGAGUCUUGCUAACGGACAUCGCGCCGCUGCUCCCCGGCUUAGUAAAGAACGUUGAAGCGAACGAAUUGGAAGACCGAGUCGAGGUGAGGGAACUCGUUUGGGGAUCGAAGGAGUCGCUGAGUCGAAUAGGAGAGUUGAGGCGAUUCGACGUCGUGCUGCUGAGUGAUGUGUUUUUUGACCUGGAGGAGAUGGCGGCGCUUGGGCGGACGUUGAAGAAGGUGUCUGGGAACAAGACCAGGGUUUUGGCGGCGAGCGAGGUGAGGUUUUGGACAGGUGAGUGCUUAAAUGAGUUGGUGAGUCAGGGUUUCAAAGUUGUAGAGGUGCCGAUUCAAGAGGAUGGGAGUGACGGUGGAAGGGAUAUCUUUGCAGUGUACAACAUAAUCCCGCCGGAUGAAGAGGAUUGCCAUAACAACAUGUCGGGCUCAUAA